AUCAAAUCCGAACUUUACUAUCAAACUAUGAACAAAGAUCAAAGCGUAGGCAUAAUGGGCAGUGGUGGGUCAUCGAGAUCAGACUUCCUCAAACGGAGCUACUAAUCGAAAACGAAUCAACGAAGCUUUCGACAAACAUCUCAAGAAAACUUCACCUUCUCUCACUUCCAAAGACAACCUUUCAACCUCCACCGCUAAAUCUGAAACCGAUAGCGAAGAAGGUUCUGACGUGAGUGGCUCUGGAGGUGGUGAUGAUGAUGAUACGUCGUGGAUCUUAUUCAUGUUUUUUAUGUUAUGUUAUGUUAUGUCUGAAGGUUCUGACGUGAGUGGCUCUAUGUUAUGUCAUAUGGUCUUAUUCAAGUUUGUUAGAUUCUUACUACGAAAGGAAUGUCUGCAAUGGUAUGAUAGAAGAGUUCUUUAUGUUAUGUUAUAUAGUCUUUGUGUUAUGUUAUAUAGUCUUUUUGAAUGACGUUGAAGCUCUCUUUGUAUUUGGAGAAGUACAAGAACUAUGAUUUUGGGAGAUGUCCUAGAGUUUUCUGCUGCGGGCAGCCUUGUCUUCCUGUUGGGCAAUCUGAUAUACCUAGGUCGAGUACGGUGAAGAUAUACUGCUCGAAAUGCGAGGAUGUUUACUACCCGCGAUCUAAAUACCAAUGCAACAUAGAUGGAGCUUACUUUGGGGCUACUUUCCCACAUUUGUUUCUGAUGGCUUAUGGGAACUUGAAACCGAAGAAGCCGACUCAAAGCUAUGUUCCUAAAAUCUUUGGCUUUAAGGUACACAAUAAGCAAUGAGAUAGAUACUCUCUCCCCUCACUAGUCCAAUGAGUUAACACAAUCUUGGGGCUCACUCAACGCUUCCUCCUGAUGGUUGGAAGAUGAGAAGAGCUUUUGACAAAAAGGUCCAACGUUGAGUUUUAUGAUUGUAAUCUUGGAAGAAACUAAGCUCAGAGCUAAUAUAGAAAAGUUGGGAGAGAAAGGAAAAGAUGGGGUCUUGUAAAUUAUUUACCUGUGGGGUUUCAAUUAAAUCAAUUACAGAUGUGGUUUUGAUUUUGCUCAAUUGUUGUGUAUAAUAACUACUGAUGAGAGAUUUGUCAUUGUUAUUUAGGUUUUCUUGUGCUCUACGCAACCAAGCCACAUAGUUAGAUUAUAAAUGUGUCAUUGGCAUGGGUUAC
Eruca vesicaria subsp. sativa (arugula) is the source of this 1169-nucleotide messenger RNA. Lineage: Eukaryota; Viridiplantae; Streptophyta; Magnoliopsida; Brassicales; Brassicaceae. The record is from the annotation of a GenBank genome assembly.